This is a messenger RNA of Ostreobium quekettii, 549 nucleotides long. The record is from the annotation of a GenBank genome assembly. NCBI's taxonomy places the organism in Eukaryota, Viridiplantae, Chlorophyta, Ulvophyceae, Bryopsidales, Ostreobiaceae.
AUGAGGCAGCUGAAAUAUCACGAGCGGAAGCUCCUGAAGAAGGUCAACUUCCUCAGCUACAAGCGGGAGAGAGAAGAAAGGGAGAAACAGAUUACUGUGAGGUAUGUGUUGCAAGACCGGGACGAUUACAAGAAGUACAACAAACUGUGUGGAAAGAUUACGAAACUGGUCGACGUCCUUCGGCAGUUGGAGCCGACUGAUCCCACCAGGCUGGAGCUCACACAGAAUCUCUUGGACAAGUUGUACAAUGCUGGAGUGACACAUGUGAAGAAGAGUUUGGUCCAAUGUGAGAGGAUAUCAGUUUCGUCGUUUGCACGGAGGCGUUUAGCUGUUGUGAUGGUGAGGCUCCGGAUGGCUCAGUACAUCUCAGAGGCAGCUGCAUUUAUCGAGCAAGGCCACGUCCGAGUGGGCCCAACCACUGUCACUAAUCCUGCCUUUCAUGUGACUCGGAAUAUGGAGGAUUUUGUGACAUGGGUGGAUACAUCCAAAAUCAAGGCUAAGGUUCUCAAGUUUAAUGACCAGCUGGAUGACUAUGACGUGCUCAAUUGA